AUGGGCGUUGUAUUCUGCUUGAUGGAAUUCCCAACCAUAUGUGUCUUGGUUUCUUUCACCCUUUUGCAUUGUUGUUUAUUAAUCAACCUGCAAAUUGCUAUCUUAUUAGGUAUAGCAAGCUUUGGAGUUGGUGGAAAUGAAACGGAUCAACAAGCUUUGCUGGAGUUCAAAGCCAAGAUCAGUAGUGAUCAGCUUGGGGUCAUGCAUUUGUGGAACAAUUCAGUCCAUUUCUGCCAUUGGCCUGGAAUUACAUGCAUGUUGAAUCUUCAAAACAAUAGCUUCAGCCGUGAAAUCCCACAAGAUGUUGGCCGUUUGCGUAGAUUGCAAGAGUUGAAACUUUCCAACAACUCCAUAGUUGGUGAAAUUCCUUCCAAUAUUUCUGGUUGCUCUAAACUCAGAGUUAUUAAACUUUCAAACAACCAACUAGUUGGAGAAAUUCCUGUUGUUAUUGGCAGCUUGUCAAACCUAAAGGUAGUUAUCUUUAUACCACAACAGUUUAAGCGAUUGAGUAGUGCUAUUCCUGAAACUCUUGACCAUCUCGCAAAUCUUACAUUUUUUUCUGUGGCAGAAUAUGAACUUUCUGGUCUUGUUCCUUCCUCACUUUUCACUCUGUCCAAUCUAAAAGUUCUUGAUAUUGGCUCAAACCGAAUUGAAGGUACUCUUCCUUGGGACCUACGAUUCACCAUACCAUCUCUUGAAGUACUUGCUGUCAGUAAUAACCAACUCUCUGGGUCGUUGUCUGCUUCAAUAUCCAAUUCCUCAAAUCUCAUACAACUUGAAGUUGUGCUAAACACGUUUACUGGAAAUUUGCCUUCCUUCGACAAGCUGGAAAAGCUGCAGUGGUUUGCCAUUGCUGGCAACCUUCUUGGAAGUAGGAGAGCCGAUGACUUUAACUUUCUUUGCACCUUGACCAAUGCCACAGGCCUACAGGUAUUGUUGUUUUUCCCAACAAUAAUACCUGAGUGCAUAAGCAAUUUGUCACAUUCCCCCUAUAAUCGGAAUGCUCCAGAAGCUACGAGUAUUCGAUGUAAGAAAAAAUUCUCUGUCCGGAAAUGUCUGAUUUCAUUGGAUCUUUCUAAUAACAACCUUAGCGGUUCUAUACCCCCAGAAUUAUUAGCUGGUCUCUCAUCCUUGUCCAUUGCUCUAGACUUAUCUUCAAAUCAUUUGACUGGUGUACUUCCCACUGAAGUAGGAAAUUUGAAAGUUCUUGGUGCAUUAGAUGUUUCUCGGAACAUGUUAUCAGGUGUGCUUCCAAGCACUCUUGGAAGUUGUAUUAGACUGGAGGAACUAGUUCUAGGGGGCAAUUUUUUCCGAGGGUCUAUUCCUAACUCUUUGAGUUUAUUGAGAGGACUUGUAGUUUUAGAACUUUCUCACAACAACCUCUCAGGUGCUGCACCAACUGAAGGAAUUUUUAGGAACUCAAGUGCGACUUUCAUUCAGGGAAACAGUAAGCUCUGUGGAGGCUCACCUGAUUUCCACUUGCCUAAAUAUAAAAUUUCGUCGAGGAGUAGAACCAGCUUGCCAGAAAUAAUAACUGUUAUUGUUUCUGGAAUUAUAGGAGAAGAAAAGAAAGCAGCCUACAGCGAACUAUUUGGGAAAUUCACCUUUACAGUUAUCUUACCAAAGCACCUAAAAGCUGCCGACAGGUUUUCAUCAGCAAAUUUGGUAGGUGCCGGUAGCUUUGGCUCUACAUUAACUGCCUGCUCGAGUGUUGAUUAUCAAGGCAAUGAUUUUAAGUCUCUUGGUUAUGAGUUCAUGGUCCAUGGAAGCCUAGAAGAUUGGCUGCAUGCAUCUGUUGGCACGAACAUAGCAGAGGAGGCACCAAAGAAGUUAGAGUUUUCUCAGAGAUUGAAUGUUGCUGUUGAUGUUGCUUGCGCAUUGGACUAUUUUCAUCAUCAUUGUGAAACAUUAAUUGUUCAUUGUGACCUCAAACCAAACAAUAUUCUAUUUGAUGAUGAAAUGGUUGGCAAUGUAGGUGACUUUGGAUUAGCAAAAUUCAUGUCAGCCGAUAUGCAAAAUUACUCUACAAGCCUAUCAAGCUUAUUAAGAGGAACUAUUGGUUAUAUCGCACCAGAAUAUGGCUUGGGAAAGAAAGUAUCUUCCUGUAGUGAUGUGUACAGCAAUGGCAUCCUUUUGUUGGAGAUGUUUACUGGGAAGAGGCCGACCGAUGACAUGUUUAAAGAGGAUUUGAACCUCCGCAACUACGUUAAGCAAGCUUUGCCAGAAAGAGUGGCUGAGAUUACAGAUCCCAUUCUUCUUCAGGAAAUAGUCAAUCAGAGCAAGCAGAGAGUUGAGAGAUUCCUUCAAUGCUUGAUUUCAAUAUUUGGUAUUGGAGUCACUUGUUCUGCUAAAUCGCCAAGCGAGCGAAUGAACAUGACUAAUGUUACAGCGGAGCUUUGUUCUGUGGGAGAUAAGCUUCUUCCAACUCGAUUACCCCAUUGA
Durio zibethinus is the source of this 2442-nucleotide messenger RNA. The record is from RefSeq and is a predicted model, not a curated record. NCBI's taxonomy places the organism in Eukaryota, Viridiplantae, Streptophyta, Magnoliopsida, Malvales, Malvaceae.